This is a messenger RNA of Bemisia tabaci, 1511 nucleotides long. It is a transcript of the gene MED21, whose product is annotated as mediator complex subunit 21. The record is from RefSeq and is a predicted model, not a curated record. NCBI's taxonomy places the organism in Eukaryota, Metazoa, Arthropoda, Insecta, Hemiptera, Aleyrodidae. Gene Ontology annotation, biological process: regulation of transcription by RNA polymerase II. Gene Ontology annotation, cellular component: mediator complex. Gene Ontology annotation, molecular function: transcription coregulator activity.
GGUUAUGUGUUUAUGUGUUAUCUUUCCCGUCCCAAGCGUGAAUGAAAUGAAUUUGUGAGCAAGUAAAUGAAGUAAAUCAAACAUUGCAGUUCUAGGAACGUAAUUCUACAAACUUCAUUUAAAUAUUCUCCGAUUCCAGCAAGUGGUCAAGUCUCUGCACAUUCACAGUGUUUUAUUUCAGUCAUCUGAAUUUUAGUUGCCGUUGCAGAACUUCAUCUCAUAUCCAAUGGCAGACAGACUGACGCAGUUACAAGAUGCUGUCAAUCAGCAAGCUGAACAUUUUUGCAACAGUAUUGGAAUUUUACAACAAAUGGCACCACCAUCAAAAUUUUCUGGUUUUGAUCGAAGUGGAUCUCAAACUCCUCAGCAACAAGAUGACUAUCCACACAUGUUUGCUAUAUUGAUUGCGAGGUGUGCAAAAGAUAUUGAUGUUUUAAUUGAGUCCCUACCAAGUGAUGACUCCUCUCCAGAACUUCAGGUUGCUAGUUUGAGGCGACUAGAGCAAGAAAACCAAUCUGCUGCAGAGCAGUUGGAAGAGGUUGUUCGCAAAGGCGAAGCCCUCAUGGAGCAGAUCCAGGCAGCAUUGUCAGACAUUGCGCAACGGCAACUUGAAAUGCAGCAGCUGGUCAAUGGUUGCCCAUCCUCCGUCAGUGCAACAUCAUCCACCACAACUAGCGACAAACCAAGCACAUCAAUGGUGAAUGGCAUUAGUAGCAAACCUGCGUGAAAGAUCUCCCAAUGUAAUGGAUUUGUGCAUCUCAGUCUCAAGGAAAAGUUGCAUUGAAAUUGUCUUAAUGGUUUUUAUCAACAAUUUGUUUUCUCAUUUCGCAUGCUCUCUAGAGCUUACACCUGACUAACUGCAACUGUGAGAGAAGAUACACCACCUAUCUUUGAUUCUGUCAUUUUUUUCAAUUAUAGCCAAUGAUGGAAACUGGCCGAUGUUGACAAUGCCCAAAACAGCCAGUCAUUGCCAACAGUGGCUAAAUGACGUAGCCAUUGAUGAUUAACUUACAAACACUUGCAAUUACUCCAUUGUCCCAGAUCUCUUAUUUUCAAGGGAAAACGAACGAACCAUUGACAUUGGAAUUUCUUGUGAAUUUUCUUCACCCACCAGAAAAAAUCACACUAAACAUGGAAGCAUUUUGAUACGUUUUUCCUAAAAAAAUAAGGUAUAAUUGGAAAUUUUUAAACGCUCCAAUUGAAGCACACAUUUUCAUAUUCAGCCAUCGAUGUCUUGUUUAAAUCAAGUAAAAGGAAAGAUAAUAAACAGAUAAAAAUACAGAAACUCUAAAAUGAAAUUCUUGGUUCAUUUGGGAAGCGGAAGAGAUGAGGCAAUUGUUAGUAUAUCAAUACAAGUCUAAAGAUCCGCCAUUAGGACUAAACCAAUUAAAUGCAACUCUGUAAUUAAGCUGUAUUAUUUUGUAACUAGAUAUUUUUAUGUUUUUCUUGUGAACAAAUUUGUGUACUACGAGUAAUUACCUAGAAUAAAAAUGAAUCAUGUUUUGUAAAUA